Synchiropus splendidus (mandarinfish) is the source of this 2298-nucleotide messenger RNA. RefSeq lists its product as uncharacterized. The record is from RefSeq and is a predicted model, not a curated record. Lineage: Eukaryota; Metazoa; Chordata; Actinopteri; Syngnathiformes; Callionymidae. The transcript is spliced from 2 exons. Bases 450 to 1964 code for a protein of 504 amino acids.
AUAAUUAGACAAAGCAACUGCUGCACAACAUUCACAUUUCACAUGCGUUUGAAACCAACAAGUGCUUCGCCUAUUCCCAGACUGUCAUAAUUGAAUAUUUUGUAGCAGAAUUUCGAGUCAUACACACCUGUGCACUCACUUAAAGAUAAACGUGUUUUAUUGUGGAGCCAUGAAGGAAAUUGUUUAUUGUUUAUUGUUGCCGCAGCUAAUCGAAAAGUGCGAGUCUGACAGCUUCCUGAAAAGGUAGGAACUAAAUUGCAGCCUUACACAGGACGCCAAAAACAUGAAGACGAUCUCUGAGAGUGUCUCAGGACCACCUGCUGGGCAAAGACACGCACAAGGAGGCGUGUUCUCCCCAGGUAAAAGAAACGCUUGGAUUCCAUGGCAUACUGCCUGCAGUCAGCUCAGACUGAAGACCUGUCCCGGGAGAGACUUCCACACAGGACGCGAUGGCCAAGAACAAGAUCACAUUGCAGAGCCCAUGGAAGGAGGGAGCUGUGGGCUUUAUACUCGGUUCAGUAGGCGGUUGCAUCCUGGGAGCCACAGAGGACCCGGUGGACAGGACCUUGGCCCUGAUGACCACAGCAGGUCCUCUCAAACCAGUCAUAGAAGAAGUCCAGACACUGGGUGCCCUGGGACUGGGGACUUUGACUGGAGCCACGGCUCUGACGAUAGCAAUGACCUCAGUCGUAGCUGGCGUGAUUCUGGCUGCAGUGGUCGCCUCUAUUUUUGUGGUGACCAGGAGCUGUGGGCUGAACCACUCAGACUCUACUGGCUUGUGGGUUACAGCAGGACUGGCUGGUGCGUUAGGAACAACAUUGAGUGGUGCAACUCUAGGAAUCAUUAUUGAGUUCAUUGUGAACAGUUCUGGUAUGGUGGGCCUUCUUUGGGCUCUGUGUAUCUUCACAGCUGUUAAACCUCCACUGCACUUCGUGUUCAAGCUCUUGUGGAAGCAGAGUGAGGUCUGCUGCACUCUACCACCCACAGCCUGGACCAUGAAGAAGGAAGCGCUGGAGAACACAGAGACCCAGCACAGGAUUCGCGUGACAAUGCAGUUAGAGCAGAGGAUCCUGACUCUAGAGAACGGAGGAAAUGUCAGUGAGGUCGAGGACAGGUUGGCGUGGACUAAUGAUCAACAAGAGCGGGAACACCUGGUGAAGAGGAAGAUGGAGGCAGAAGAGGCUGAGAUGGAGCAAAGAACCAUUCAAGACUGGAUCAACACUGUGGUAGUCAAACAUGUAGACUUCCUGGCUUUCGCUGGCGUGCCAAUGACAGUGGUCGCCGCAGUAACAGCAUGCUUUGGAGCAUUUGGCUAUGGAAAUCACCAGUUUGUAUUCUUGGCUCUUCUCAGUUUGGUGACCGUCAUCUCAUACUUUCUACUAAAGCCUUCGGACUUUAAGUUUUGGAUGCUGGUGGGCUGCAUGUCCAUGAUAGCAACAUUUGUCAUCGCAAUGCUCACGCUCCACGCUGGCCAGGUGGUCGUAACCGCUGCCAUGAAGAUGCAUGCUGCUGGGCACAAGCAGUCCAAAGAGGACAUAGGAGCGCGCAUGGCCCACCAGUCCUCUUUGGAGGCUUUGAACACUGCUUUCUUUGUGGCCAAAGUGUGCCAGCUGGCUCUUGGGGCAACAGUGGGGGGCCCUCUUGUGAGGCAGGCGGCAGGACAAGCCAAAGUCAUCGUGGGGUCAGCUUUGGUGGCAGGAGGUCUGCUCGCUGGAGUGGAGGUCCUGACACCAGUACUUGGGAAUGGCGGCCGGGCUGGAGCCCUCUUGGGAGUUGUGGGGGCAGCGGGCGUGUCAGUGGGUGCAGUUGCAGCUAUGGCUGGGCAGUGGUCCUCGUGGCAUGGCACGUUUUGCUCAGUGGUGGGUUUGCUUCUUGGGGCAAUUCUGUUAGGGAAGUUUCAUUUGGUUAAUAUUGGAUUGCAGGUUCCUGUAGGAUGUAUAUUUGCCAUGACGAACCCUUUCUAAGGAGUUAUCCGAGUGAAGUCGCACAGUCAGGUUUUUUUUUUUUUUAACCUCAUGUGAUAGAACUACUGAAAUAGAAGAUUAUCCAGCCACAAACACUCCCACUGACAUCACUUCCACGUGGAACCAGGAUGAAAUAAAUAUAAAAGUACAAAUAUAUAAAAAAGGAUUUUUUUGUAAUGUUCUUUCUUUUAUUUUCUUUUAUUUUUUUCAGACUUCACCCCCUCAUGAAAAGAUGGCAUGGGGUCAUAGUAAAUCAACCAACUGUUGUACUACUGUGUAAUAUUUUUAAGUUGUCUUAUGAGAUCUAAAUAUUCUCCUCUUAUUGGUCAAAUAA